UUAGGUAUACAGGCAUUCCAACCUAUUUUAGUGGAAGGGCGUGCUAUUUGUUUACAUCCAUUAGUUUGUAAGGAAUUCAAUGCGGACUUUGAUGGGGAUCAAAUGGCUGUUCAUGUACCUUUAUCGCUGGAGGCUCAAGUGGAGGCUCGUUUACUUAUGUUUUCUCAUAUGAAUCUCUUGUCGCCUGCUAUGGGAGAUCCCAUUUCAAUACCAACUCAAGAUAUGCUUAUUGGGCUCUAUAUAUUAACAAGCGGGUGUCGUCGAGGGAUUGGUGCAAAUAGGUAUAAUCCGUGUAAUCGCAGAAAUUCACAAAAUGAACGAAUUCUCACGAAUAACAAUAAGUAUACAAAGGAACCCUUGUUUUGUAAUUCCUAUGAUGCAAUUGGAGCUUAUCGGCAGACAAAAAAAAACUAG
Molecule: messenger RNA, 414 nt
Organism: Linum tenue
Lineage: Eukaryota; Viridiplantae; Streptophyta; Magnoliopsida; Malpighiales; Linaceae
Source: the annotation of a GenBank genome assembly